Solenopsis invicta (red fire ant) is the source of this 2822-nucleotide messenger RNA. Its product is annotated as odorant receptor 63a. Gene Ontology annotation, molecular function: odorant binding; olfactory receptor activity. NCBI's taxonomy places the organism in Eukaryota, Metazoa, Arthropoda, Insecta, Hymenoptera, Formicidae. Gene Ontology annotation, cellular component: plasma membrane. The record is from RefSeq and is a predicted model, not a curated record. The transcript has 9 exons. The coding region runs from base 1595 to 2620 and encodes 341 amino acids. Gene Ontology annotation, biological process: sensory perception of smell; detection of chemical stimulus involved in sensory perception of smell.
UUGGUUAUACGAUUUUAAAUGUGGAGGAAAUUCAAGUCGUGUUGGCUCAAUUAGAAAAGAUAUUAAAAAAUAUUGAUGCAGUUAUAGGCACGUUACUGCAUAUUAUAUUCUUUUGUUAUUCUGGUCAAAAGUUAGAUAAGAAUGAAAGAGUGUUCUAUCAAAUGUAAGAAUCUCUAUUUUGCUUGAAUUUCACAUUUAUCAUUAAUGUUGAUAAUAUUAGUAAUUCCAAACAUAAAACAUUAAUUGUGACGCAUAUAUUUUUAUGCACAAUUCAAAAAAUUUAUACAUAACAUUUUCUAUUCAAAAAGUACUUAAUAUUGUGUUUAUAAAUUUGUUAUAAAAUCAAUACAAACAUAUAGAGAAUUUUUUAUAGUAAAAUCAUAAUAUAAAGUUUUAGCUUUUUAUACACAUGCAUUAUAUAUAAUGUAAAUUUCGAUCAUAUUAAUAAAUGUCAUUAACAUAUGUUUUAUAUACUAGAUAUUAUGUACUAGAUUUUAUAUAAAAUGAACUUUAUGUAAAUUUUUUGAUACACUGAUAAUAUUCGUUUUCUUUAAAAAUCGAUUUGUAAGUGAUAAAUUGCGCUUCUUUGUUUGCAUUCCAUAAACGUAUUAAAAAUUUAUAUAUAAAAAUUUUAAUCGUUUAUUGAAUAUAAUUGUCCAUUAAAUAUAAAUCACAUCGUCAAUUUAUAUUUAAAGAUACGCUGUAGAAUGGAACGCAUUUUCACCACGAUUAAAGUCGCCGUUGAUUCUAACUCUUCAUAAUAGUUUAGUUAGUUUUAUACCUUGCGAAUUACUACCUGGUAAUGUAUUUUUAUUAUUAAUGGUGACUUAUGCUGCAGUAAGUAUGAGUCUUGAAUUUUUACUUGUGUUGUACAGAAGACAAAUUAUACAUAUCUUUGUAUUUUCUUUAAGAUGGUGCGAGCAGGCAUUUUCUACUUCAUGACAUUUUUAUCACUUAAAGAUUAAUGCCCCGUAUAUUUUAUAGUCCCCUCUUAAUUCAAGAUUCAAGAUGUUGAGCGAUUGUGUCAUGACAUUGUCCAGUUUCGAUAGAGAACUUCUACAAUUAAAUUUCGCUUAGACACAAAAAAACACUUUAAAAUUAGUUGCAUCUACAUUUAUAACAUAUUUCACUAGCACAUUUCACAUGAAUAAUGUACCAAAUGUAAAUGACGGAUUAUCAUUUACCUCAUACUUUUUUACUCAUUUUCAAUUCUUCAUAUGUAUGUCAUUCAUAUCAUAAAAUUUAUAGUAAAAAUACUAUGUUGGUGCACAUUAUACGAGAAUACAAUAUCAAUAAAACAUUACUGUCACGUUUUGGUCUUUGGCCAUUUCAAAAUAAAUUUGUAAGAUAUUUGUUACCGAUUUCAUUAUUCGUGCUUGAAAUAAGUGGCAUUCAACUAGAGGUAAUAAUACAUCAACACAAAUAUCUAUUUACAUGAAUUCAAGUAACGCAUAAAAUGUUUUUUACAUAUACUUUUUGUACAUAUAAUGUAUACUUAAUAACUUGGAAUUAAUAUUGCGCUCAGAUAAUAUUCUUAUGUGAUGAUUGGAAAGACACAGAAUUGAUUUUUGAGUCUUUUUUUAUCACAAUCGCAAUGAUAAUGUUUAUUAUGAAGUUGUGUAAUGAGUUUUGGAAUUAUAACAAGGUACGACAUUUAUAUGAAAUUAUGGAAAAUCAUUGGAAUAUAUUUACAAAGGAAUCUGAAAUGCGUAUUCUUAAAAAUUAUUCUGGUCUAUCACGAAAAUUGAUAAUAAUUUAUACGCUUCUGGUGUUUUUAGCAAUAUUUUCAUAUGUUACAAUUCCACUUAAACCGUUAUUAUUCGAUAUCAUAUGGCCUCUCAAUGAAUCACGACCGCGAAAGUUUCCGAUGCCCAUCAAAAAGAUAACAGAUUUGGAUAAGUAUUACGUACCGAUUUAUUGUUACCUCACGACUACACUUUUGCUAGGUGUAGGUGUUUUUUGUGCUGUCGACAGUGUAUAUAUUACUCGUAUACUUCAUGCUUGUAGUUUAUUUUCGAUCGUUAAUCAACAAAUCGAGAUGAUUUCAAAACCGGAUAUCAAUAUGAAAACUAGCAAUAAUUGCAAAUGUUGCAUAAACACAAAUGAUAGCAAAUACUGCAUGAAAAUCGACACGUACAAAUCGACAAGCGAAGAAGUGACAUACAAGGAAUAUAUUAUAUGUUUAAAGAAAUACCAGAUAGCUCGAGAAUUUGUCAGUUUAUUGAAUUCAAUGUAUUAUGUAGGGACAUUUUUCUUAUUAUUACUUAAUAUCUUGAUUUUUAGUCUCUCCAUAAUCCGACUCGUGUAUGAGUUGGAAAAGAUAGUAAAUGCAAUAAGUCACAUUGUGAUAAUCACAGCAAUAUUAAUGCAUCUCUUGGUUAUUUGUUAUUCUGGUCAGAUAAUAAUGGAUCAUAGUCAAAAAGUGUUCUACCGAAUAUACGCUGUAGAAUGGUACGCAUUAUCAUGGAGAUUUAAAUCAUUGAUGCUUAUAACUCUUCGGAAAAGUUUCACACCUUGUGGAUUAAAAACUGCCAUAUUUUCAUUAUCACUGGAGACUUAUGCUGCAAUGGUGAAAGCAGGAGUAUCCUAUUUCAUGACAUUUUUAUCAUUCAAAGAUUAAUUAGUUUCGUAUAUUGUAUAGUCUCUCUUCUUAAUUCUGGAUUAAGAUAUUUGAAUUGUUGUUGACAUUGUCAAAGUCUCUUCAAGAACUUUAUAUAAUUAGAUUCUGCUUUGUCACAAAAACACUUUAAGAACGAUUGUACUUAUAUUUAUAUUCCAACACAUUCCAGCACGUUAAUAAAAUAAAUGUAAUUAAAAUAUGA